Dacryopinax primogenitus is the source of this 1488-nucleotide messenger RNA. RefSeq names its product glycoside hydrolase family 16 protein. Gene Ontology annotation, biological process: glucan catabolic process. The coding region runs from base 262 to 1260 and encodes 332 amino acids. Gene Ontology annotation, molecular function: hydrolase activity, hydrolyzing O-glycosyl compounds. The transcript has 3 exons. Lineage: Eukaryota; Fungi; Basidiomycota; Dacrymycetes; Dacrymycetales; Dacrymycetaceae. The record is from RefSeq and is a predicted model, not a curated record.
CUUACCGCACCCCAUCCACACCCAAGAAGGACUGCCUCUCUAAACACCCUUCUUUAAUUGUUGUCUCACCAUCUUCCUACCGUUUUCUCACUGAACGGACCAUAGUCAAGUCGAUCCCUCCAGAACCCCCCUCGUUUUUGAGCUAGAAGACCUUAUACCACCGUCAGCGUCGACCGCAGGCCUUUUCCCCAGGAUAUAUCUUUCUUGUGUCUCCCCUACACAGUCUUUUUUGUCUCCCAUCGUUCAACGAGUUUCGCAACCAUGCUCUCAAGAACGCUUGUCCUUGGUCUGGCUCUCCUUGCCGUCGCCUCUGAAGACACCUCCGAGCUCCCGGCCGUCAAGAAAGUCCGGAGGAACAAGCGAAGCUGUACUGCCAGGUCAUCCAAUUUCACACUUACGGACAAGUUUCAGGGAACCAAUUUCUUUGACGAUUGGGACUUCUUCACAGAGUCCGACCCCACCCAUGGUCUGGUCAAUUAUCUGGGUGCUUCGGACGCUUUGAAUGCCGGUCUCAUCAGCACCACGGCCUCCCAGGCUACCAUGAAGGUGGACGACACUACCUCGCUUGCCUCAGGCCAGCGGAGGAGUUCGGUCCGCAUAUCCACCAAGAAAUCAUUCGACUCAGGUCUGAUCAUUCUCGAUAUCGAUGCCAUGCCACAUGGUUGUGCAAUCUGGCCCGCGUUCUGGACUGUUGGCCCAAACUGGCCAAACGGCGGAGAGAUCGACAUCAUCGAGUCCGUGAACGACGCCACCAACAACCAGAUGACGUUGCAUACUGGGGCAGGUUGCACGCAGUCGAACAACAACGCUAUCCUUGGCCAGGUACUAACCACCACAUGCGACGCGAAUGUGAACGAGAACUCCGGAUGCGGCAUCCACGAUCCAUCAUCGACAUCCUCUGGGGCUGGGCUUGCCCAGGCUGGCGGUGCCGUAUUUGCAACGAUCUUGGACGAAUCGGGCGUCAAAAUUUGGCGCUUUGACCGCUCAAAUGUGCCAGCCGACAUCAACAAUGGCAACCCUUCUCCUGGCACCUGGGGCCCGCCGGUGGCACAGUGGAGCUCUGGAACGUGCAACCCAUCUCAAUUCAUUGUUGAACAACAGAUUGUUUUUGACAUAACGCUCUGCGGUGACUGGGCAGGCAGUGUAUACGGCAGCUCGGGUUGUCCUGGCACUUGCCAAUCGCAAGUGAUGGACCCGAACAAUUUCAAAACUGGUGCCUGGGUUGUGAAUUACGUUGCUGUGUAUUCCGAGUCGAGCUAGGCUCCUCGCUUGCAGUCAUUAGCAUAUUCAUGUACUUUUGACCGUUCAGCAGCCUGGGUGUUCUGGGUUUUCUCAGACUCGCGUUUCAUUUCUUUGUUCAUCUUUCAUAUCGAGCUCGUUCUCCAUGUUCGUCGUGCCAUCGUGUCUUGCCCUUCUUUAGUUCGCUGUGCGACGACGUACUCUGUCGAACAUGCGCUGGAUUGUUCUCGGCAUGAGUAAUGCAAAUAC